Daphnia pulicaria is the source of this 1240-nucleotide messenger RNA. RefSeq names its product histidine-rich protein PFHRP-II-like. NCBI's taxonomy places the organism in Eukaryota, Metazoa, Arthropoda, Branchiopoda, Diplostraca, Daphniidae. The transcript has 2 exons. The coding region runs from base 141 to 989 and encodes 282 amino acids. The record is from RefSeq and is a predicted model, not a curated record.
GAUGAAUGACCAGGCAGAAUUUUAAUGAAUUGAUCGACUCGGAUAUAAAAUCAGGAUCUAACUCUUUGUAGUCUCAAACACAUUCGGCUUCUUCAGCUGGUAAGAGACUGCAAUUCACCUCUCAUCAACCAACCAGCAAGAUGAAAAUCACCAUCCUUUGUUUGUUGAUUGUGGCGGCGAUGGUCGCCUCGGCGCCAGUAAACGAACACGAAAGUCACUCGUCAGAGAAGCACGAUGACAAACCUGCGCACCACGAAGAACCAGCCCAUGCUGCUGAGCAUCACGCUGCUAGACGGUCUGCCGAAGACCAUUCAGGUGAGAAACACGACGCAACUGCCGCACACAAUGCCCCCCACCACGAAGAGCCAGCCAGUCACGCCGCUGAGCAUCACGCAGCCCGACGAUCCACCGUAGAACAUUCCGCCGAAAAGCACGAAGACAAGGAAGGAAAGGCUCCGCAUGAAGAAUCAGCUCAUCACGCCGCAGAGCAUCACGCCGCUAGACGAUCAACCGAACAACAUUCUGCCGAGAAACACGAAGACAAGGAAGCAAAGGCUCCGCAUCAUGAGGAAUCAGCUCAUGCUGCAGAACAUCACGCCGCUAAACGAUCCGCCGAAGAACACUCUGCCGAGAAGCACGAAGAAAAGGCUCCGCAUGAAGAACCAGCUCACCACGCAGCAGAGCAUCACGCAGCCCGACGAUCGGCCGAAGAACACUCGGCCGAAGCACACUCUACUGAGGAACACUCUGCCGAGAAACACGAAAGCAAAGAAACAAAGGCUCCUCAUCAUGCUGCCCGCCGUUCCGCCGAAAAGCACGAAGAGAAAACUGAAAAACCCCAUGAGAAAGAGGAGAAUGCUCGACCAACUCGAUCAGUUGAAGCUCCGGCCAAAGCCGCAACCCAUGAAGAGCAUGCAUCCAUUGAUAAUUCGGGAGAACACCAUGCCGAGGAACACAAACCUGAACCAGCUGCACAUCACUCAGCUUAACACCACGCCUAAAGGAUAGAAUAUAAGUAAGAUUUCCAUCAAUAGAUCAAAAUUUUCCUUUCCUAGCCAAUUUAAUAAUUAGCGACGAAAAUUAUUUCUGUUCUUUUUCUUCCUGGCUAACUUAACUUAAAAUCUUUGUAAAGAUUCUGUGCUAUAUUUCUUCGUUUGGAUCUUAUUUUGCUGUAGUGUCACGAUCGAGAUUGUAUAAACUAAAAUCGUGGUGAGGGGAAAUACAUUAUGUGUCAUAGAUA